UUGGACUUGCAGAUUUUUAUUGCGGAUUAUAUUUAAUAUUUAUAUUAAACAACGUCCAUUCUCUGCUACCAUGGCGUAGCGUGAUGUAAAUAAAUAUUAGUCUAUUUAAUUGUGUUGUCGUCGUUUGUAAAUAACCAUGUACAACCCCGCAGUAACGGUUAGACGAAUUGAUGUUUUGAUUCGUAUUUUGAGCGGUCGAAAUGCUAUUUUAAGUGCGAAUCUUGUCAGAGCUUAUUCUAGUGAAGGAAAAGUGACUAUUGGCGAUGUUAGUAAAGAGAUCAAAAGUCCUAAGAAGAUCGAAUAUGUGCCCAGGAAAUAUUUGGCAGUGGAGAACUCUGAGUUAAAGUAUUUGUCUCAGAGUAGCUUAAGGAACCUAAGAUGGAUGAUGCAGAAAGAUUCACUGGGGCAGGACAUGUUUCUAUUAGGGAGGCCUGGACCUGGUAGGAGAAAAGUAGCCCUGCAAUACUUGGAGCUGACUCAAAGAGAGCUUGAAUAUGUUGCGCUGUCUCGAGACACUACCGAGGCAGACUUAAAACAGAGAAGAGAAAUACAGCAGUCAACCGCUAAAUACUUCGAUCAGAGUGCCGUCCGCGCAGCAGUCGAAGGCCGAGUGCUGGUGCUCGAAGGCAUAGAGAAAGCGGAACGCAAUGUGUUGCCAGUGUUAAAUAAUCUAUUAGAAAACAGGGAGAUGCACCUAGAAGAUGGAAGAUUCUUGGUGCCUGCAGCCAGAUAUGACAAACUGUUGAAGGAACACGGGGAAGAAGAACUUUCAAAAUGGCGUCUAGUUCGAGUGGAUGAGAACUUCCGAGUGAUCGCACUAGGCUUGCCGGUGCCUCGGUACAGCGGGCAGCCUCUGGACCCUCCGCUGCGCUCGAGGUUCCAAGCGAGAGACGUCGUCACCAUCGGGUUUGGGGAACACCUCAACACACUAAAAGACGAAGCCCCAAAAGUAGACCAGGCGAAAUUGGAGCAGCUACUUUCUGCUGCGUACGCACUCAUCAGCCCAGAGCUUCAGCAAGUUAGUCUGCCCGACUUCCCCGUGGAUAGCCUGCAUUCUGCUGCCCUUAUACUGCAAGUCAGCCUGCCCGUCAUCCCCGUGGAUAGCCUGCAUUCUGCUGCCCUUAUACUGGUAAGAUCUGAACUUGGUGUCAAGUCCAUUGUCACACAACAGUUAAUGUUCAAGGUUGGGGAAAAGGGGAGGGAGGAAAAGGGGGUGGUGAAAACGGCGUUUCAGAGUGAGCUGCUUAAUGAGCUGCUUUUGAGCCAUAGUGUUGGAGAUUUUUGUAUAGUAGGACCAAAAGGCUGCGGCAAGAGCUUACUCGUCGCCCAACUAUCCUCCCUACUAGGCUACACAAUAGAGCCCAUAGUCCUGUACCAAGACAUGACAGCACGGGACUUAGUACAGCAACGUACUACUUUGGACAAUGGAGACACCGUGUGGAGAAACUCCGCUUUAGUCGACGCGGCGUUGAAGGGACACCUGGCUGUGUUGGAUGGUUUACAUAGGAUACAUGCGAGCACUCUCGCUGUAUUACACAGAUUGGUACACGACAGAGAGCUCCAACUUCACGACGGCAAGAGGUUACUACGCCACGACCGAUACGAUGACCUCAUCGCUUCUGGAUUGACUCAGCAGGAGUUGGAAGAGAGUGGCGUUUUGAGGAUACACCCUGCCUUUAGAAUAGUGGCGUUAGCUGAACCACCGACGCUCGGCCGCGGGCCGCACUGGCUCUCACCUGAGAUACUGAGCUUGUUCAUUUUCCACGAAAUGAGAAACCUGAGCAAGAAUGAAGAGAUUUUCAUUAUCAACUCAUUGUACGGUGAUAUCUCCAGCCCCCUCCAUUCCAUCAUCAACUUAGCUGACGAGCUUCGUUCCUCCGACGAUACCACCCUCAAAAACCUCUCCUCAUCUCUCUCCACGCGCCAACUACUCCGAAUAGCCAGCCGCAUGGCUUCAUACCCUACAGACUCCGCUUACGAAACUGUACAACGAACAUUCCUAGCCAAAUUCCUACCUAACCUAGCCAGACGAGCCUUAGACGGCGCUUGCACAAGAAUCGGAAUAGAUCCACCUAGAAAAUUCGGACUCUUUGGGGGCACAGAGAAAAAAGUCAGCUGCUCCGUCAAAAAUGGCGUUCUAACUAUUGGAAACACGAGCACGGAAGUCUUCAAAACGAACGCGCUAACCAAAGUACCUGAUAUAUUAUUCUACGAUGUACCCCAACAUGUAAGAUUACUCGAAUGGCUGCUGCAAGAUUUUCUACUCGGAAACCAUUUGUUACUAGUAGGUAAUCAAGGGGUAGGUAAAAAUAAAAUCGCUGAUAGAUUACUACAACUACUAAACAGGCCUAGAGAGUAUAUACAACUACACAGAGAUACGACAGUGCAGUCUUUGACAGUUCAGCCGACGGUUCAAGAUGGGAUCGUCGUAUAUGAGGAUUCGCCGUUAGUAAAGGCUGUCAAACAUGGGCAUGUUUUAGUAGUUGAUGAGGCGGAUAAAGCCCCAACACAUGUGACAUGUAUUCUUAAAACUUUAGUUGAGAAUGGAGAGAUGAUAUUGAGCGAUGGCAGAAGGAUAGUGCCAAAGGAUAUGAUGGAAAGUUCUGGAGGAGAUGCGAGCAGUUUUAUUCCGGUGCAUGAUGAUUUUAGGAUGAUAGUGUUGGCGAAUCGACCUGGUUUCCCGUUCUUGGGGAAUGACUUCUUUGCUGCGUUGGGUGACCUCUUCUCUUGCCACGCUGUAGACAACCCCUCAAUAGAAUCCGAAUUGGAACUGCUCCGUUCCUACGGCCCUGACGUCCCUCAUGACGUCAUGAACAAGUUGGUGCAAGCUUUUGCUGUAUUGAGAAACAUGGCUGACCAGGGACAGUUGACGUACCCUUAUUCCACUAGAGAGCUUGUCAACAUUGUCAAACAUCUGCAGAAAUACCCAUCAGAAGAUCUGGCAAGCGCUAUUAGCAACGUGUUUGACUUCGAUCGCUAUAGCAAAGAAAUGGCUGACACACUUCUUGAAGUUUUACAUGCAAGCGGCCUUCCAACUGAAGGGGUUUUAGAGGGACGCUCUAAAGAGGCGCUAAAGAAAAUCCAGAUGACUAUUGAGAGGACUAGUGGCAAAGACACCUCAUCACCCAAGCACGGUAAAGAAGACCCGGACAACAAGCCCCACGUGGGCGGCAACACAUGGGCGGGCGGCUCGGGCGGGCGGGACACGGCGGGGCUGGGCGGCAAGGGCGGGCCCUACCGCCUGGACAAGGGGCACGACGUGCACCAGCUAUCAGACGCAGAAAAAGACGACGUACCGGAACACGUCAAACAGGCGGCUCGCGAGAUGAACAGAAAAGCUUUCGAAGAACGGCUGAAGGAGAUCAACAUCAGCGAAUAUGACGCUAAAUUAUAUGAGCAGUUCUACAAGGCUGUUCAACCACAGAUUGGCGCUCUUCGCGGAGUCCUGGCAGAGUUGCAGGCAAAGAAGAAAGAACGUCAGUGGAGUAGGCACCAGACGAGUGGGGAGCUAGAUGAUGGGAAAAUUAUAGAAGGACUAACAGGUGAGCGCGCCAUCUACCGGCGGCGCACGGAACAAGAACCGCCGCCGGGCGCGCCCCCAGAGAAGCCCAAACGUCUGCGGCUGGUACUAGAUGUCUCUGGAAGCAUGUACAGGUUCAAUUCCUACGACGGGCGUCUAGAACGUUCGAUGGAGGCCGUCGUACUCCUAACUGAGGCCAUGAAGGGUUACGAGACGCGCAUCCGAUACGAUAUCUACGCUCACUCUGGUGAAGAAAAAGCAUUGGAACUUGUCAGGGUCGACCGCCCGCCUGAGAACGAGAAACAGCGGUUGCAGAUCAUCAGAACGAUGCACGCGCACGCGCAAUUUUGCUGGUCGGGCGACAACACCCUGCCGGGCGCACAGCACGCCAUCUCCACUCUCGCGGCCGAAAACAACGAGGAGGAUUCCGUCGUGCUCAUACUAUCCGAUGCCAACCUUAGGAGAUACGGCAUUCCGCCGGAGCAUUUGGGCACCAUCUUGAUGUCGGAGCCUAAAGUACAGGCGCACGUUAUAUUCAUCGGCAGUCUCGGCGAUGAAGCGAACUCCCUCUUGCGCAAGCUGCCAGUAGGCCACGCCCACGUGUGUAUGGACGUCGCGUCGCUACCGCACAUCAUGCAGCAGAUAUUUGCUGCCUCGCUCCUGGACAACACCGAAUAACUGUUAAACAUACCUUCAAGAAACCAACUAAACCAAAAUAUACCUUGAAGAUACUUCACAAUCACAGUUUAUUAUUGGUGUAUAGGUGAAAAACUUAAAAAAAAUCACGUUGUAUGUGUGAGUGACGUGUUCGAAUAGAGAACACAUAUUUAAAAUUAGUAACACAAACAGAACACACGCCUAUUUGAACACGUCACUCACAUAUACAACAGGUGAUUUUUUAAAGUUUUUCACCCAUACCUAACAUGAAACGCUACCUCAAUUUAACCAUAUUUGCAUAUCUAUACGUACGUAAGUGUAGUGUAAGCUAACCAAUGUUGUAUAUUUUGUUGUCUUUUAUAAUGUUGUUUGUUUUAUAAUAUGUGACAUUAUUAAAUCAAUUAAAAUAUUUAAAACACUUUCACUUUUCCUGUAAAGUAGGAAAUAUACUCUUUAUGCUACAAGUAAGU
Molecule: messenger RNA, 4647 nt
Organism: Leguminivora glycinivorella
Lineage: Eukaryota; Metazoa; Arthropoda; Insecta; Lepidoptera; Tortricidae
Gene: c12.2
Product: von Willebrand factor A domain-containing protein 8-like
Exons: 24
Coding region: 137-4198 (1353 amino acids)
Cellular component (GO): cytoplasm
Molecular function (GO): ATP hydrolysis activity; ATP binding
Source: RefSeq, a predicted model, not a curated record